UGACACGGUAAAUGACUCCAUACUGCGUAGAAUACGAGCAUAGUAUCUGUCUCAUGGAUAGGUCGCCUGAUUGGUGGACUUCGGACCAAGGGAAAUGAGGAAGGCCCAAUGGGGAGAAAGGAAGCAGCACUCCCUGGCAGUAGUGCUGCUCCAGACCACGGUGGUGGGAUGCCGCUGUUCAAAGCCUGUCUUCUGUCCCUCCAGCUGCUGAUGGGGCCCAGCCUCGCGGUCGCCAGCGUGUUCCUCAGCUUCAGGGACUGCAGCCACUUCUUCCACAAGCGCACUCCCCCGCUCGUCGUCCACGGGGCUAGCUUAAAGAGCAUCUGCCAGCGGUUCCGGGACAAGGCGCGCUACGCUACCCUGUACGACGGCGGCCGCCGCCUGGCGCUCUACUCCGCCUACGUCUUCAAGAAGUCGGACGGACAGGGCCGGGCGGACACGCCCUGGAUGUACGAGCCGCAGUUGGUCUCAGAGGACGGCGGAGACAACAUGAGAGAGCUUCCCCUCAGUGACGACGCCCUGGCACUGGAGGACAGCCAGGCCGUGCUGGAGGACUACACCGACGCCGCGGGCUACGAGAGGGGUCCCCUGAACCCCGACCAACAUCAGGCCGAGCCCGACGACAAAUCCUCCACCUACACGCUGACCAACGUGGUGCCGCUAGCCACCGCCUUCCUGGACGCCUGCUGGAACCCCUACCUCGACGCCAUCCGCCGCCGCCUCAACAACUUCUGCCACGGGAACUCCUAUGUGGUCACCGGGGCGACCGUGUCGGGGUCGGCGGCGUUGUGGCGGGAAAGGAGGGAGAGAGUGGCGAUCCCCAAACACCUGUGGCUGGCGUACUGCUGUCCGUGGUUUGACCGCAACUCGCCGCACGAGGUGAGGUUCAUGUUUCCCAGCUAUGGGAGCUACGCACUGAACCAAGCGACGGGUAACGAGGUGGUCGAGGUCCCGCUCAAGGACCUGGAGAGCUUUCUGACGCACCAGACCGACGUGGACCACGACCUGGCCGUGUUUCCUAAGGGCUGCUUGGCUGAAGACCUCUUCAAACGUGGGAAAAGGCAGAAUCCAUGAGCCUGAUAGACAUCUGUCAAGAUAUAUGGGUUGAGAUGGGAGCAGUAUAUAUACAUAUGGUGUAUAUAAUGGACUUGAAACAGAAGAAGCGUCAAGUGUUGAAGAUGAAAAAAUAAAUCAACAUAAAGUCAUUUUUUGUGUACUACGAGUGGGGGCACAGAAUGUUUUAAAGUGUACACAUUCAAAUUCUUCCAUUGUUUCAAUAAUUCAGUUGUUACUGAUUUUAUGUCUCUUUAAGUACAGCAUUGUGUUGCAUGUACGCAGACAUGUAAGGCUUUUUUAAAUGGGAUCCAAAUACUUGACAUGCAGGGAUUCAUUUGAUGUUUUUAGUAUUCACCCCUUUUCUAUUGUCAUGUCAUUUUUUAAGUGAAGCCUUGUGACUUGAAAGAUGCUAUUCCAAUAAUUAUAAUAAAAUCAUGCAUUAUGAUUCAUUCAAUUAAUUACUAAAUCCACUUAAUAGGGGUGUGGGGCAAUAAGUUGAUAAAAACACGAUUCUGCAGCAGUGGUCACCUCCUGUUCCGAUUCAGGUAUAGAAAGAUACGCAUUACAGGUAACUUUUUCAUGCAGAGU
This is a messenger RNA of Gadus chalcogrammus (walleye pollock), 1644 nucleotides long. Its product is annotated as endonuclease domain-containing 1 protein. Gene Ontology annotation, molecular function: nucleic acid binding; hydrolase activity; metal ion binding. The record is from RefSeq and is a predicted model, not a curated record. The transcript is spliced from 2 exons. Bases 109 to 1074 code for a protein of 321 amino acids. Lineage: Eukaryota; Metazoa; Chordata; Actinopteri; Gadiformes; Gadidae.